Molecule: messenger RNA, 774 nt
Organism: Aureobasidium pullulans EXF-150
Lineage: Eukaryota; Fungi; Ascomycota; Dothideomycetes; Dothideales; Saccotheciaceae
Product: Triosephosphate isomerase
Exons: 1
Coding region: 1-774 (257 amino acids)
Biological process (GO): glycerol catabolic process; glyceraldehyde-3-phosphate biosynthetic process; glycolytic process
Cellular component (GO): cytosol
Molecular function (GO): triose-phosphate isomerase activity
Source: RefSeq, a predicted model, not a curated record
AUGUCAUCGACAUCCGCAGUCGGACCCCGCCGAAAGAUCGUGGGCACGAGCCUGAAGAUGUACUUUGACCUCGACAAAACCCUAACCUACGCCGCCGACCUCGCAAACAUCUCGACUCAUGCAGAAUCAAACAACAUUGAUCUCUUCAUCAUUCCUGAUUUUGUAUCCCUGCUGCCGGUGAAGGAUGCUUUGAAAGGAACCCAAGUGCAAUUGGGAGCUCAAGAUGCUUUUUGGGAGGAUGCUGGAGCGUUUACGGGAGAGGUUUCUUGUAGGACGUUGAAGCAGGCUGGCGUGCGGAUUGUGGAAUUGGGGCAUGCGGAAAGGAGACGUCUUUUUGGAGAGACUGAUGCUACGGCUGCGAAGAAAGCUGCUGCUGCGUGUAAAAAUGGUUUGGUGCCUCUUGUCUGCAUUGGCGAAAAGACCCAUGGCAAAAUUGCUUCUCAAGCAGUCGGUAUGGCUAUCGAGGAGUGUAGGCCUCAGGUCAUGAGUCUGUUGCAAGCUAUACCGGAUGAUGCAGAGCUCAUACUUGCUUACGAACCUGUCUGGGCUAUCGGAGCGAGUGAGCCUGCAGAUCCUGAUCAUGUUGUUGCCGUCACGCAGCGAAUCAGAAAGAUGGCCGAAGGACGCAAAGGUCUGACACGGAUCUUGUACGGUGGAAGUGCUGGUCCAGGAACUUACGACAGACUGAGAGAUGGAGUGGAUGGAUUGUUCUUGGGACGCUUUGCCCACGAUGUCAAGAACCUCGAGAAAGUCAUCAAGGAGAUGAGCGAGUAA